GACGGCGCGCCAUCUUUUUUUCCUCACAAACACUUUUUUCUGCUCCUGCUUUGUGGGUGUGCUCUUUGGAAAACCAAGGAGAAUUCACUUGGAAUAGCAUCAAAACAAACUGAAAAAUUGACUUUGGACAAGUCCAGUGGUACACCGAAUACCAAAUAUCCAUUACAGAACCGGAGGAGCAGACACAUACAUAUUCAUACAUAAUGCCACGCUACCGCGAAUGGGAUUUGGCCUGCAAAGUUUACGUGGGCAAUCUGGGAUCCUCGGCCUCCAAAUACGAGAUUGAGAACGCCUUUAGCAAAUACGGACCCUUGCGCAACGUCUGGGUGGCCCGCAAUCCGCCCGGUUUCGCCUUCGUCGAGUUCGAGGAUCGUCGCGACGCUGAGGAUGCGACCCGUGGCCUCGACGGCACCCGCUGCUGUGGCACCCGCAUCCGUGUCGAAAUGUCAUCGGGCCGUUCACGUGAGGGUCGCGGCGGUGGCGGAGGAGGCGGCGGCGGUGGAGGAGGUGGAUCCGGUGGCGGUGGCCGCGGCGGUGGCAGUGGCGCCCGUGCUGGAGGCGGUGGAAGGGCUGGCGAUGGCGGCGGUCGCUAUAGAUCCCGCUCACCCCGCCGCUCGAGGACACGCAGCCGCAGCUUUUCGAGGGAUCGUCGCAGUCGCUCCGACUCCAGGGACCGCCAUUAGAUGAGGAUAGUAGUGGGAUGCAGCCCAAAAUCUGGACUCCACAACACACACAUAUAUAUAUAUAUAUAUAUAUAGAGAUAUAUACAUAAAGUAGUACAGCCCCAGAGUUGAGGACAAAAAGGAUCUGUUUUGCCAGACGAGAAAUGGCUCCACAGAUUCCUUAAGUUUGACUCAAUAAGUUCGACACCCCCCUCCCAUAUAAUCCCCCCCCCCCCCACAGAGAAAAAAAACCAAAAAAAAAAAAAAGGUAUCGAGCAACUUCACAAAAGACCACCACACAACCCAGCCAUCUCCGAUCCGAAUGGAUCGCUAGUAUAGCCACAGUACAACUACGGUACACAUUGGUUUUUAGGCCUUAAGACUUCGGUAGAUUUUAAUUCAGAAAGUAAAAAGAAAGUAAUUAAUGCCAGCGCAACUACAACAACAACACACACAAUGAGUGAGGCAUCCGAUGAACAAUGGAUGUCAAAGGUAAAUUCUAUUCUAUGUCCGCGAACCCAAAAUUAUUUAUUUACUUGGUUUUUCUCCGAAUCUGUCGCAACACAAAAUAUGUCAAGAGAAAAGUGAAAAAAGGUACUAUAUGCGAUUGUUUGGCGUAAGUGCAAGUAGUUAAUUAAGUCGUGAAAUGAGAAUCAAUAAAUUGAACAUAAUUUAAAACCGAAAA
Drosophila simulans is the source of this 1347-nucleotide messenger RNA. It is a transcript of the gene Rbp1-like, whose product is annotated as RNA-binding protein 1. The transcript has 2 exons. Gene Ontology annotation, cellular component: nuclear speck. Gene Ontology annotation, molecular function: RNA binding. The record is from RefSeq and is a predicted model, not a curated record. Lineage: Eukaryota; Metazoa; Arthropoda; Insecta; Diptera; Drosophilidae. Gene Ontology annotation, biological process: mRNA splicing, via spliceosome. The coding region runs from base 204 to 683 and encodes 159 amino acids.